Microtus oregoni (creeping vole) is the source of this 3611-nucleotide messenger RNA. RefSeq names its product calcium voltage-gated channel auxiliary subunit beta 2 (gene Cacnb2). Gene Ontology annotation, biological process: neuromuscular junction development; regulation of voltage-gated calcium channel activity; chemical synaptic transmission. The coding region runs from base 548 to 2365 and encodes 605 amino acids. The transcript has 13 exons. The record is from RefSeq and is a predicted model, not a curated record. Lineage: Eukaryota; Metazoa; Chordata; Mammalia; Rodentia; Cricetidae. Gene Ontology annotation, molecular function: high voltage-gated calcium channel activity; protein binding. Gene Ontology annotation, cellular component: voltage-gated calcium channel complex.
CCAGUCUGUGCGUAGCCGAGAAGGGCGAAAUAACAGCCAAGCAGCGGCAGGAGCAGCGCUGUUCUCAGACACAGUCACAUAAACAGCAGCCAGGGUAGGCCUCCUCCCUUCCGAAGCAGCAGACUGCAGCCUGGUGAGAUGCAAGGCUCUGAGGUCUGAAAAUCUCCGGAGGAGAGCAUGGCUACUGUAAAAGCCUUGCUCAGAAACCCCAGCGAUCUGGACAGGCUCAACUCCACAUUAGCAAGAGUUCCUUUGGGAAGAGAAAGGCUACCUUUUCUAGAUUUCUGCCAGUAGGCAGCCCCCUUAAAGAAGAUCUCAAAUUACCUGUAAGAAAUUUUAUAAAGGCAGACAGAACAAAGUUUUGGCAUGCCUGCAGAAACAACAGUGUCUGUAAAAACUACCUAGAGACCGAAGCUAACUGAUCAUUUGCCCAUGGCUCUUACCUGGGAGUGGAAGGUGGGGAGAAAUGGACAGUGGCCGUGACGGCAAGACGAGGCACGGUGCAGCUUGGUGAAGCCACGCUCUGACUGCGUUCUGCCCCCUCUUCAUGCAGUGCUGCGGGCUGGUGCAUCGCCGGCGAGUUCGGGUGUCCUAUGGUUCGGCAGACUCCUACACCAGCCGUCCAUCCGAUUCAGAUGUGUCUUUGGAAGAGGACCGGGAGGCAGUACGUAGAGAAGCUGAGCGGCAGGCCCAGGCACAGUUGGAAAAAGCAAAGACAAAACCUGUUGCAUUUGCAGUUCGGACCAACGUCAGGUACAGCGCGGCCCAGGAGGAUGACGUCCCGGUGCCAGGCAUGGCCAUCUCCUUCGAGGCAAAGGAUUUUCUGCAUGUUAAGGAAAAAUUUAAUAAUGACUGGUGGAUAGGACGAUUGGUCAAAGAAGGCUGUGAAAUCGGAUUUAUUCCAAGCCCGGUCAAACUAGAAAACAUGAGGCUACAGCAUGAACAGAGAGCCAAGCAAGGGAAAUUCUACUCCAGUAAAUCAGGAGGAAAUUCUUCUUCCAGUCUGGGUGACAUAGUACCUAGUUCCAGGAAAUCGACACCACCAUCAUCUGCUAUAGACAUAGAUGCUACUGGCUUAGAUGCAGAAGAGAAUGAUAUUCCAGCAAACCACCGCUCCCCUAAGCCCAGUGCAAACAGUGUAACGUCACCCCACUCCAAAGAGAAAAGAAUGCCCUUCUUUAAGAAGACAGAGCACAUUCCACCUUAUGACGUGGUACCUUCCAUGAGGCCAGUAGUCCUAGUGGGCCCUUCUCUGAAGGGCUAUGAGGUCACAGAUAUGAUGCAAAAAGCACUGUUCGAUUUUUUAAAACACAGAUUCGAAGGGCGGAUAUCCAUCACAAGAGUCACUGCUGACAUCUCCCUCGCCAAACGUUCAGUAUUAAACAACCCCAGUAAGCAUGCAAUAAUCGAAAGAUCCAACACAAGGUCAAGCUUAGCCGAAGUUCAGAGUGAAAUUGAAAGGAUUUUUGAACUUGCAAGAACACUGCAAUUGGUAGUCCUUGAUGCAGAUACGAUUAAUCACCCAGCUCAACUCAGUAAGACCUCUUUGGCCCCUAUUAUAGUGUAUGUAAAGAUUUCUUCUCCUAAGGUUUUACAAAGGUUAAUAAAAUCUCGAGGGAAAUCGCAAGCAAAACACCUCAAUGUCCAGAUGGUAGCCGCUGAUAAACUGGCCCAGUGUCCUCCGCAGGAGUCAUUUGAUGUGAUCUUGGAUGAGAACCAGCUUGAGGACGCUUGUGAACAUCUCGCCGACUAUCUGGAGGCCUACUGGAAGGCCACCCACCCACCCAGCAGUAACCUCCCCAACCCUCUCCUUAGCCGAACAUUAGCCACUUCAGCUUUACCCAUGAGCCCCACCCUAGCCUCUAAUUCACAGGGUUCUCAAGGUGAUCAGAGGACUGAUCGCUCUGCUCCCAGGUCUGCUUCCCAAGCUGAAGAAGAACCUUGCCUGGAACCAGUCAAGAAAUCCCAGCAUCGUUCUUCUUCCUCAGCCACACACCAAAACCACCGCAGUGGGACAGGUCGCGGCCUCUCUAGGCAAGAGACAUUUGACUCUGAAACCCAGGAGAGCCGAGACUCUGCCUAUGUGGAGCCAAAGGAAGAUUAUUCACAUGAACACGUGGACCACUAUGCCCCACACCGCGAACAUAACCACAGAGACGAGACCCACAGCAGCAAUGGCCACAGACACAGGGAGUCUCGCCACCGCUCUAGGGACACGGGUCGAGAGCAGGACCACAACGAGUGCAACAAGCAACGGAGCCGGCAUAAAUCUAAGGAUCGCUACUGUGACAAGGAAGGGGAAGUGAUAUCCAAGAGAAGGAACGAGCCCGGCGAGUGGAAUAGGGACGUCUACAUCCGCCAAUGACCGUGUGUGUUCCUGCCCCCAAAUUUUGUAUAACAUCAUCCUUAAGCAAAAUCUCUGGGGGCUACAUUGCAACCAUCUGUGACCUGUCCUGUAUAUUGUAUUGCUGUUGCUUCAAUAGCAAUAGCAUGCAACCAAGUAUUAAUAUACAUUCUCUUGAAAGUACCACAUAAAUUGGCCUAGUACAGCUACAGUCCUCCAUCUUUAUCCCGGACUCUCCAAAAGCAGUUUGGGGCCGCUGCCACUUAACAGAGUGGCUUCAGAAAUGCAGUUAAUGUAUCCAGUGAGCCAGAUGCAGCACAGAUAACAAGUGGAAUUUCUCCAGAUUUUUAAUACCCAGAUACCUGACCCGUCAUUCUUUCAUGGACCACUGUUUCUUGCUUGUACCUCUGGCUGACUAAAUUUGGGGACAGAUUCAGUCUUGCCUUACACAAAGGGGAUUAUAAAGUUAGAAUCUAUUUUCUAUGUACUAGUACUGUGUACUGUAUAGACAGUUUGUAAAUGUUAUUUCUGCAAACACCUUAUUAUAAUUAUAUAUAAUAUAUAUAUAUAUCAGUUUGAUCACAAUAUUUUAGGGUAUUAAUGCCAAGUCAGCAGAUUUGCUUUAUGAAUCACAGGGACUAGAAAUGCCCACAUUCAGGAAAUUUCUAACAACACUGUCUAGACACCUCUCCCCAUUCUAGAAGAGAGCCUGUACAUAUUGUAAAUAUGUGUGGUUGUUUGACUUGAGGUUUGAUUUCUGAAUGUUAGCCCAUCCAUUUAAGUUUUUAAUUUUAACCAUAAAUUAUGGUGAUUAUAACCAAACCCCAGAGGAUUUUCUACUCCAUGCAGUCCACACUGAUUGUGACAAACACGUUUUUAGCAGCUAGUGUCUGUGAUAGUCACUGCACUGGAACCCGCCAUGUGCACGCGUGUGAGUGCGUGAGCGACUGGAGAAGUGGAAGGCAAACUCGAGGCUGACGGCCGAGUCCCGUCCACCUGGCUUAGGAUCUAAUUAUGUUCCAUGUUACUUUAAAACCCAUUGAGCAGCCAGGGAAUGUGAAGAAGCUUGCUGCCAAAGGUAACUAGGGAAGCACUUAUCUGCUGACUCCGUGCUGGAGCUCCUGACAAGAGAAAACACGGGCAUCUUGGACUGUGCGUGUUCCACUGGAAAUGUACAACCUUGUGUGUCAGCAUAUUUUGUUUUAGUAAGAAAUGUUUACACAGCUUGUGCAAUUAUUUCGUAGGGAAAUAAAUUUUUAUAACUUAU